GGCGACCCCAAUCAGGAUUUCCUUCACUGCCAACCAUCAACCGCCACAGAUGUCUUCCAAAUCUGUAAAUCCUACAGCCAGGACCCAAGAGAAACCAAAAGCUCAAGCUUCACCUUCAUCGGCCGUCGGCGCCGUUCUUCUCAUUGGACAGCAAUUCGGCUCUCGUGGCCUCACUUUCAUCGUCAACCAAGUUCUCCUCCGCUACCUUUCUCCCGAACUCCUCGGCGUCUCCACACAACUCGAAGUCUACUCAAUUACCGUCCUCUUCUUCGCACGCGAAAGUCUCCGUGUAGCUAUCCAGCGGCAACCAGAUACCGCAGACGAACCUUCAGAGAAGAAGGAUGAAAAGGAAAUACCUAGAGGUCACGUGGAUGCAAGGACGGCUGCUGGGAGGACGCAGGCUAUCGUGAACUUGUCUUAUGUUUCUGUUUUACUUGGUGUCGCAUUUGCAUUUGGGGUUGGAUGGCUUUAUAUCUCUACGCUGUCUGCUGGUGAUCCUAUUGUUCUGCAAACACCAUACUUCAGAGAUGCGUUGAAGAUAUAUGGCUUGGCAGCCAUUUUAGAGCUGCUGGCUGAGCCUUGCUAUGUUGUCGUCCAGCAAAAGUCAAGGUUCGGCAUUCGUGCUUCAGCGGAACUAGCAGCUACCUUUUUAAGGUGUCUAGUCACCUGUGGCUCCGCGAUAUGGGCUUCUUGGAGUGGACGAGAUAUCGGAGUACUACCUUUCGCAUUGGGGCAGGGCAUGUACGCUGUCUCCUUGUCACUCGUGUAUUACUUGAACGUCUGGAACAUCGCUUCAAGUGGAGGGUUCUCUCUUUCUGCGAAGAGGAUAUAUUCAAGCGAUACCACAGCUUUCGUCCUCUCCUACCUCUCCUGGCCCCUCCUGAAACUCGGCGGCAGUUUCUUCACCCAAUCCAUCCUCAAGCACAUACUAACCCAAGGUGACACGUUCCUAAUCGCCUCGCUCGCGUCCCCACGCACUCAAGGAAUCUAUGCCCUAGCAAAUAACUAUGGUGGUCUCAUCGCCCGACUUAUCCUCCAACCCAUCGAGGAAAUCAGCCGCAACACGUUCGGCAAACUACUCUCCUCAGUCGACGGGAAGCCUGCUAAAGAACGUGUUAUGGAAGUACGAAAAACGCUGCUCAUGCUCCUGCGUGCAUACCUCAUGUUCUCAGUAUGUGUGGUGGCUAUUGGACCAACCGUCGCUCCACUACUCCUGAAGAUCGUUGCUGGAUCGCAAUGGACUUCUUCUGGUGCUGGGAAUGUAUUGGCGACAUAUUGCUAUUACAUCCCACUUCUCGCCAUCAACGGUCUGACGGAAGCUUUCGUAUCAUCCGUAGCCACUAAAUCCGAAAUCCAUAAACAGACUGUAUGGAUGUUAGCAUUCUCUGCUGGGUUUGCAGGCGCUACAUUUGUAUUCUUGCGAGUUUUGCAGAUGGGAGCUGAAGGGUUGGUGUGGGCAAAUGCGCUGAAUAUGCUCUUCCGUAUUGUCUGGAGUACAGCUUUCAUACAAGCUUACCUCAAGCGUUACAACACCAGUCUUGAGCCCGGCCAAGUCCUUCCAAAACCACUCACGAUCGCUGCAGGUGCUGGGACGUUUGCCGUCCUCGCACAACUAGAAUCCAAGUUCACCGGCGGUCUGAUAGACAUUAUAAAAAGUGGAGCAGUCGCUGCACCAUUCGUCAUUAUACUCGCCAUUUCCGAACGAGAAUAUCUUCAAGAAUACUACCGAGUAUUUCGCGGCCAGGGAAAAAUGAGAUGAAAAUAUUGAAAUUCCGAUCUAGAUUUAGAGCACAAUUUAGUCUA
Cadophora gregata is the source of this 1803-nucleotide messenger RNA. RefSeq names its product Oligosaccharide translocation protein rft1 (gene RFT1). The coding region runs from base 50 to 1759 and encodes 569 amino acids. The record is from RefSeq and is a predicted model, not a curated record. Lineage: Eukaryota; Fungi; Ascomycota; Leotiomycetes; Helotiales; Ploettnerulaceae. Gene Ontology annotation, biological process: glycolipid translocation; dolichol-linked oligosaccharide biosynthetic process. The transcript is spliced from 3 exons. Gene Ontology annotation, cellular component: endoplasmic reticulum membrane.